This is a messenger RNA of Hyla sarda, 3575 nucleotides long. RefSeq names its product zinc finger protein OZF-like. The coding region runs from base 189 to 2015 and encodes 608 amino acids. The record is from RefSeq and is a predicted model, not a curated record. The transcript is spliced from 7 exons. Lineage: Eukaryota; Metazoa; Chordata; Amphibia; Anura; Hylidae.
UCACAGGUCCUUCAUCCGCUAUUCUGCUGAGCUCCGCCCCCACGUGAACUGGUCACAUGAUUGUGACAUCAUCACAGGUCCUUCACCUCCAGCAUCUAGCAGAUACUGAGCAGGUCCUGGUCGGGCAGUCAAUGAUAAGGUGAGGUCUCCAGAAGUUAACCCAGUAGGAUGUUGCGGUCUAUUUCUCCAUGGAGGAGUGGGAGUAUGUAGAAGGACACAAGGAUCUGUACCAGGACAUAGUCAUGAUGGAGGAUCACCGGCCCCUCACAUCACAAGAUGGAGUCAUUGGUAGAAAUCCACCCGAGAGGUGUCCCCGCCCUCUGUAUUCCCAGGACUGUCCAGAGAGAAAUGUCCCAGAGAAGCAUCAGGGUGAAGAUCUGAUGGAUAUUAAGGUUGAGGUUAAAAAUGAAGUAAAGGAGGAGACGGAUUUCGGGGCCGAUCAGCAGUAUGGAGUCAUUGAUAGAAAUCCACCCGAGAGGUGUCCCCGCCCUCUGUAUUCCCAGGACUGUCCAGAGGGAAAUGUCCCAGAGAAGCAUCAGGGGGGAGAUCUGACUAAUUAUAAAGUGGAGGAUGAAGAAGAGAGGAUGAGGGGCCAGCACCCGUGUAUGAGGGAAGUGAAGGAGGAAAUUCCAGGAGGUGUUAUCCCAGGAAAUCCCAGUAAGAAUUCUGAGGGAAACUUCAUGUUAUCCCUGAAUUAUAAAGCAGAAGAUGGAGAGAUCAUGGAGCGCUCCUCAGGAGAAGAUGGAGAGAUCAUGGAGCGCUCCUCAGGAGAAGACCUCCUUACCCCUAAUGUCCAUCCAGAUCUAUCCUAUAAUAAUCCACCUGAUCAUGGGGAACCUUCUCCUGACCAACCACACAUUGUUACCACAAGGACAGAUCAGAAAGGGGUGAAAAAGUUUAAAUGUGAUGAAUGUGGAAAACAGUUUACAGCAAGCUCAAGUCUUCUUACACACAAGAGAAUUCACACAGGAGACAGGCUGUAUUCAUGUUCAGAAUGUGGUAAAUGCUUCACAGGUAAAUCAAAUCUUGUUAUACAUGAGAGAAGUCACACAGGGGAGAAACCGUUUUCAUGUUCAGAAUGUGGGAAAUGUUUUACAAGUAAACAAAGGCUAGUUACGCAUGAGAGAAUUCACACAGGAGAAAAGCCGUAUUCUUGUUCAGAGUGUGGGAAAUGUUUUACAUGUAAAUCUCAUCUUGUUAUACAUGAGAGAAUUCACACAGGAGAAAAGCCGUAUUCAUGUUCACAAUGUGGGAAAUGUUUUUCAAGUAAAUCAGACCUACUUAAACAUGAACAAUGGCAUACAGGAGCAAAGCCAUAUUCAUGUUUAGAAUGUGGAAAAUGUUUCUCAAGUAAAUCACAUCUUGCGACACAUGACAGAAGUCAUAGAGGAGAGAAGCCGUAUUCAUGUUCAGAAUGUGGGAAAUGUUUUACAGAUAAACAUAGCCUUGUUAGGCACGCGAGAAGUCACACAGGAGAAAAGCCAUAUUCAUGUUCAGAAUGUGGAAAAUGUUUUACAGAUAAACAUAGUCUUGUUAGACAUUCAAGAAGUCACACAGGAGAGAGGCCAUAUUCAUGUUCAGAAUGUGGGAAAUGUUUUAUACGAAAAUCACAACUUGUUAUACAUGAGAGAAGUCACACAGGAGAGAAGCCGUAUUCAUGCUCAGAAUGUGGCAAGUGUUUUUUACAGAAAUCACAUCUUGUUUUACAUGCAAAAUAUCACACAGGAGAGGCACCAUAUUCAUGUUCAGAGUGUGGGAAAUGUUUUUUACAGAAAUCCCAUCUUGUUUCACAUGAAAUAAUUCACACUGGAGUGAAGCCGUAUUCGUGCUCAGAAUGUGGGAAAUGUUUCCCAAGUAAAUCAUAUCUGGUUAAACAUGAAAAAUGUCACACUGGGGAGAAACCGUAUUCAUGUUCAGAAUGUGGGAAAUGUUUUUCAAGUAAAUCACAGCUUAUUAUACAUGCCAGAACUCAUGUUCUGAAUGUGGGAAAUGCUUCAUUAAUGACGGCAAACUAAGGUAUCGCCAAAGAAGUCACACAUGGAAGAAAUUUGAAUGUAAGAAUAUAAUCUUUUCUUUUUAAAGAAAACAAAUGUUAAAAAAACAUCACCAGGGAAUUAAAAUAGAGAAGAAACCAUGUUCUUGUUUGGAAUGUGAAAAAUCCUAUAAAAAUAAAAAAUAUUGAACAUAUCUGGUUCUUCAGAUAUUAAACAUCCAGGAGAGGGUUUAAAGAGAACCUGUCCGCGCUAGUUUCCUCUUCACAACACAUAAUCAGUUAUUUGAUAAUGUUUCCUCCCAUGGGGCUGUGAACGCAGUCCGAUCCCGAUAUCUUAAGGACAGUAAACAUGGAGUGUUGUGUGCACUGUAGUCACAUGGGCCACAAGUAGUCAUGUGGGCGGGCACCUCCUGAGAACUACUCACCUAGUCAUGGCUGUAAUAACACCUACUGAGGUGUGACUGAUAAUCCAGAGAGCAUCCUCCAUCAUCUCCACUAUUCUGCCAUCUGCCCUAUGAUGUAGGGUUCUCUCUAGCUUCUCAUUCACCCCUCAUUAUUACAGCCAUGACCAGGUGACUGGUUCUCAGGAGGCCCCGCCCACAUGACUACUGGGACUCAUUUCAGUAUGGUGCACAGACCCUAAGAAGGACGACAUUCAGCACUCCACUGGGCAUUCUGGGAAAAAGUAUAUGUAAGGCAGCUCAUUUAUAUGCCAACUGGUAAGGUGACACUCUUUUAGUGUCAGUGUAUAACUUGCCAUGGAGUCUUGCUAACUGACUGGGAAAUUUGACUGAUUACAGGAAAUGUUAUCGGCAACAGGGGACACUCCGCUAAAGGGGGACAUCAGCGAUCAAGCUGUUGCCCACCAUUAACCAUUCAGAUGGCAUGAACAAUACUAAUCACGCCAUCUGAAGCAAUAGGGGAGCUUACAAAGACUUAUCGGACCACCCCUAGCAUGAUCGCAGGUGUCUGAUGAGCCAAGAUGGCUGCUUGAGGGAUCCGCUUGUAUGGUCUGCUGUCUUCUGGCAGACUAUACAAGUAGAUCGCCGAUAUCACUGAACAGUAUUGGCUAUCAAAAAAUUGCUUUAAAUAGUUCAAAAUGUGGGAAAUGUUUUAUAAUAGUAAAAAAAAAAAAAAAAAAAAAAAAGUUUUAAGAAAUGUGAAAUGUCCCUUCCCUAAUAAAAAAUAAUUAAAUCACCUUUUUUUUUUUCAUUUUAUAAAUAAAUAAAAUAAAUUCACGACAAGUAGAUAGGUCCGUACUAUUUAAAUAUAUUGUUCUUUAAUCCAUUGUGAUCUGCGCAAACGGGGAGGAAAAAAAGUCCAAAAUUUCUCAUUUUUGUUCACAUCACAUCCCAGAAAAAAUGAAAUAAGAAAAUUAUCAAAAAAAAAAAAAAAAAAAUCACAUACAGAUCACGGCUCAAAAAACAACCCUCAUACAGACGCGUAUACAGAAAAAAGAGAAAGUUAUAGGUGGUCAGAAGAGAAGGAUUUUAGGCAUACUGAUUUUGUUUAAAGGGGUACUCCGCUGCUCAGCAUUUGGAACAAACUGUUCCGAAUGCUGGAGCCGGGAGCUCGUUACGUC